GGUGGACAUGCGGGUAUUUCAAGAACUUUUCACCGUCUUUCCUCUAAUUUUUAUUGGUCAGGGAUGCGCAAUGAUGUCAAAGAAUUUGUUCUAACCUGUCAAAUAUGUCAACAAAUGAAGGAUACCUGUUCUAAGCCUGCUGGUCUUCUUCUUCCCCUUCCCAUUCCAUUUACUAUUUUUUAGGACAUUUUGAUGGACUUCGUAACUGGUCUUCCACCUUCUUAUGGUCACACUGUUAUACUAGUCAUUGUAGAUAGACUCUCAAAGUAUGGACAUUUUAUUGCUCUGCCAACAAAGUUUACAAGUCAUAAGAUUGCAGAGGUGUUUGUGCAGGAGUAUAUCCGACUCCAUAGCUUUUCUUCCAUGAUUGUAUCUGAUCGUGAUCCCAUCUUUUUGUCUGAAUUCUGGGCUGAAAUUAAUCGGUUACAAGGGACUCAAUUGGCUAAAAGUUCAGCCUAUCACCCUUAAUCAGACGGUCAAACGGAGGCUCUUAACAAAUGCUUGGAGAUGUAUCUCCGCUGCUUUGCAGCUGAUACUCCUUCCAGGUGGUUUCAUCUUCUUCCAUGUGCGGAGUUUUGGUAUAACAUCUCUUACCAACACAACUCUAAGGUAACUCCUUUUGAGGUGGUGUAUGGUCGUUCUCCCCCGAUAAUUGAUCGAUAUAUUAUGGAUGGCAACACUCCACCAGCUGUGGCUGAUUCACUUAGGCAACGUGAUGAUACUUUGGCACUGCUGAAGUCUAAUUUGCAGUUUGCUCAGGCUCGUAUGAAGAGAUACGCUGACAAAGGCCGCAAGGAUGUGGCAUUUCAGGUUGGCGAUUGGGUCUUUGUUUGCUUGCGUCCCUGCAGACAACUUUCUCUCCGCCUCCAACGUCAUACCAAACUCAGUCGGCGAUUCUUUGGGCCAUUUCAGAUGUUUGGGUACUCCGGACCAACAAGUCACUCCUAUUGAUCUCCUUGAUCAUUCUUCUUCACUCAUGCUCUCCCUGGAAUCAAUUCUAGACAGCCGCACCAUUACUAGAGGCGCACAUCAGGUGCUGCAAUUUUUCAUCAAGUGGCAGGGGCUACCUCUUGAGGACGCUACUUGGGAGGAUUCUCACUCUCUCCGUCAAAGGUUCCCUGACUUCAACUUUGAGGACAAGGUUCAUCUUCCUGAAGGCGGCAAUGUAACAAAUCUGCAAGACCACGGGGCAACACUGCGCCGCAGCAACAGGGACAAACAGCCCCCUAAAUACUUGGACCAAUAUGUGGUCCCAAAUGCCAAGCAAGGGCCAGCUGUGCCAGUACCAGUAGCACCAGCAGCACCGGGCAGUGCUGCCAGGAGCUCUGCAACAUAACUUAUCUAUAUAAUCAAAAGGGAUGCUACCAAAGAGGAUCAUGGAUGAAGUUGUCUUUUAAUUUCUUAGCUUGUAAUAGUCUGGAAUCUGCCUCCAUUCUUGUUUUUUUUCCUUUUUAGCUUGUCUACAGCUUUCAGUAAUUGUAAGUUGUUCUCUAUCUUUCAAUACAAGUUAGUUUGUUCCAA
Capsicum annuum is the source of this 1521-nucleotide messenger RNA. RefSeq lists its product as uncharacterized. Bases 797 to 1336 code for a protein of 179 amino acids. NCBI's taxonomy places the organism in Eukaryota, Viridiplantae, Streptophyta, Magnoliopsida, Solanales, Solanaceae. The transcript has 2 exons. The record is from RefSeq and is a predicted model, not a curated record.